UCACAUACUGCAAUUUGUGUGCACAAAUUUCGUCAUUGAAUUCUAAGCAUGUCAGCUGAGUGUUUGAAAUAAGCCGAAUAAACACGACGUUACUAAUAGUUGGAUUGGAGUGAGGUCGAUCUUGCGCUUAAAUUACGGGUAAGGAAGUACGCCAUUUGGACAGGACUUCGGAGACAAAAUGUCGAAACCCAAAGUUUUCUUCGACAUCGCACUCGAUAAAGAUAACAUAGGUCGUAUUGUUGUGGAACUGCGAGCCGAUGUAGUCCCCAAAACGGCUGAGAACUUCCGUGCAUUAUGUACAGGUGAAAAGGGCUUUGGCUACAAGGGAUGCCCUUUUCACAGAAUUAUUCCUGAUUUCAUGUGCCAGGGAGGCGACUUCACAAACUUCAAUGGCACUGGAGGAAAAAGUAUCUAUGGGACAAGGUUUAAGGAUGAGAACUUUCAGCUGAAGCAUACUGGGCCGGGAAUUUUAUCCAUGGUCAAUUCAGGCCCGAACUCCAACGGCAGUCAGUUCUUUAUUUGUACUACGGCGACUCCCUGGCUGGAUGGUAAAUAUGUUGUAUUUGGACAGGUCGUGGAAGGCAUGGAUGUCGUCAAAAAAAUGGAAGGAUGUGGAACCAGAAGCGGAAAUACGAAAGCUAAAAUCUUAAUCCAAAACUGUGGCCAGCUAUAAGUAAGACCUUUCGAAAGAAUCUCAGUUAUCAGAGAUUUUCAUUGGAUAUUGAACAUUACCUAACUGUUGCAAUGCUAGAACAAUUGACAUUUGGCUACGUCUGUACAGACUCUCUAUUGUAACUUGGUAUAAAAAUUAUCUUUUAUAGAGAAAUAUGAUGUGACUAAUUUUUGCAAUUUUUUGAUUUUGUGAACUAAUCUUUCAAUUUAUCGUUGACCUAUGCAAUGUAGGGUUAAGAACAAACUCUUAUGUGAACAUUUUAAACUUGGUAUAUAUUCAUUUCAUUCGUGAACUAGAUCAAUAAAAACUUGCAUUAUUUUG
Saccostrea cuccullata (small rock oyster) is the source of this 994-nucleotide messenger RNA. RefSeq names its product peptidyl-prolyl cis-trans isomerase-like. The record is from RefSeq and is a predicted model, not a curated record. The transcript has a single exon. Gene Ontology annotation, biological process: protein folding; protein peptidyl-prolyl isomerization. Gene Ontology annotation, molecular function: peptidyl-prolyl cis-trans isomerase activity. NCBI's taxonomy places the organism in Eukaryota, Metazoa, Mollusca, Bivalvia, Ostreida, Ostreidae. Gene Ontology annotation, cellular component: intracellular membrane-bounded organelle. The coding region runs from base 179 to 673 and encodes 164 amino acids.